Messenger RNA from Didymella exigua CBS 183.55, 825 nucleotides. RefSeq lists its product as uncharacterized. NCBI's taxonomy places the organism in Eukaryota, Fungi, Ascomycota, Dothideomycetes, Pleosporales, Didymellaceae. The record is from RefSeq and is a predicted model, not a curated record. The transcript has a single exon. The annotation marks the transcript as partial.
CAUCUUCCCGACAUUAUAUUGAUCGAUAUCCUGAAGCAAACAGAGAAAACAAAGCUGAGAAACGUACCGCGCGACAUUGAACUUGCUUGGUUUCUACGCAAUCGCACAGUUAUAGACACGCACAAUGGUAAAGCGAAGAAAGGCGACUCGGUACAAAGUGAACAUGCUGCAAGGGCAGUCUGGUGUUACCGCCUCGAUCCCGUGCGGCAGUUCCAGUGCUACCACGAUACUGUACGCUGGAAUCUCGCAAUCCUCAUCGCGCUCUUGAAGUCACACACCCUCAACAAGCACGCAGGAUCUGAGUACAAUACUAGAGAAGACGGAGCGCAGCGCAACUGCGGGAAGGAUAGAAGGCACGCGAACGAGCCGAGCCUCUUGCCUGCGACGGUGCGGUUCAUGACGGCGUAUCUAGCGGCGGUACUGGAGCACUACUUGUCGCCCACGGCGUUUGACAGACGCAAGGAGUUCAUCCGGCUCUGGAGAAAUGGGAGGAUGGAUCUGUUCACGAUCCACAAGUCGUGGGCGAAGAAAGCACUGCAGAAAGGAACGAAGCGCCUGGGCAAAGACUGGGAACGCGAGUUGAGCUUCGUUCGUCGCCAUCUCGGCUCCUCCAUCUACUCCGCCAGCGUGGAGAAAUUCAGCGGCACCAUUAUCCCCGGGCGCGGCUCAUCCCUGUCCCUCAUCGCCAAAGGUUUCAUCGCCAAAGGUGGAGGACAAGGCAGUGUGAACCACAGCAAAGUGGAGGGCCUGAGCACGGGGCUCGCAGGGAACGAGCUGCUAGAUGCAUUAAGGGCAUCUUGUCCGGUGCCUGCAGGGCAAGACUAA